AUGGCCGUCGGAAGAACAAAGGGCGAAGAAGUCCGAAGCCUCUUGUGCUGUAUACCGUCUCCGCAUCCGGCAGCCUAUACCACCUACUACGCGGUGGCUACACAAUCGCAGCAGGUUUCUCACAUCCACAACAGCCCGAAGGGAGCAUUCGACAUCCAGACUACCCAACCUGCCGGACAUAGGAUACGCAACCCAGACCGCACCAACACAACCCGCGCAAACAGGGCCAACCCACCCAACAACGCAACCGACACCCGCCACGCCCGCGCCUGGAUCGCAUGGCAACUCCGCAGAGGGGGACGGACACUCGCUGACAUCAUGGCCGACUGGCGGGGCGCAAACACGAGGACUUUAGGCUUUCGGGCGAGGCAGGCAUAUGCUGCUAACCAGUUGGUGGGUCUUGACAGGGAGUUGCAUCGGACAGGUGGGCAGGGCCAGGCGGCGGCAGGGAAUGCCGGUGGUCAGGCGCCGGCGGCGGCGGGAAAUGCGGGCAACGCAGCUGGGGCGGGUCAGGGCGCUGGUCAGGGCGCAGCGGCGGUUGCCGGGAAUGCUCAAGGAAAUGCUGGAGGUCCGGCUGCUCAAGGAGGGGCGGCAGCAGCAGCUGGGAACGCUCAGGCAAGUGCCGGAGGGCGGGCGAACGCUGGAGCGCUGGUUCAACUCGCUGGUGCGGCGUUGGACGUAGCGGAUGCCAAUGCCCAGGGAAAUGCUGCAGGUCAAGCCAAUGCUGCAGCGGAUCCCGCUCAGUAG
Messenger RNA from Saxophila tyrrhenica, 747 nucleotides. RefSeq lists its product as uncharacterized. The record is from RefSeq and is a predicted model, not a curated record. The transcript has 2 exons. Bases 1 to 747 code for a protein of 248 amino acids. Lineage: Eukaryota; Fungi; Ascomycota; Dothideomycetes; Mycosphaerellales; Extremaceae.